AUGCAGGAGAAUGAGUCCUUGAGAGAAUUCGUGAAACGGUUUGGUCAGGUUGUGUUGCAAGUAGAGGCCUACAGCAUGGAUGCUGUCCUCCAAAUCUUCAAACAAAGCAUAUGCCCAGGUACCCCAUUUUUUGAAUCACUUGCUAAAAAGCCUCCCACGACGAUGGAUGACUUGUUCCGGCGUGCAAGCAAAUACUCAAUGCUGGAAGAUGAUGUGCAUGCAGCCACCCAACAAAUUUUGGUCAUCGAACAGACAUCCAGAAGCGACGCGAAAAGAAGUUCCAAACCUCCGAACCAGCCUAGGACGUUUGAUCGAAAGCUUCUUCCUAUGAUACAAGACCUGUCUGACUUUAGGUGGCCCGGACCCAUCAGAACGGACCCAGCCAAGAGAGAUCAUAGCAAGAAGUGUGCUUACCACAAAGAGCAUGGUCAUACUAUGGAGCAAUGUAAGAGUCUCCAUUACUUGGUAGAAAGGCUCAUAAAAGCAGGACAUUUGAAGCAAUACCUCCGCUCAAAAGCUAGGGUUAAAGAUACUUCCUGGAGCCGCGAUUCUGGGACCUUUAGGGCCCCAAUCGCCCCUAAGGCCGUCAUCAAUUACAUCCAUGAAGGACCACUGGAUGAGGAGUACAACUUCAAACGAAAGAGGUAG
This is a messenger RNA of Vitis riparia (riverbank grape), 648 nucleotides long. RefSeq lists its product as uncharacterized. The coding region runs from base 1 to 648 and encodes 215 amino acids. The transcript is spliced from 2 exons. Lineage: Eukaryota; Viridiplantae; Streptophyta; Magnoliopsida; Vitales; Vitaceae. The record is from RefSeq and is a predicted model, not a curated record.